Cheilinus undulatus (humphead wrasse) is the source of this 3428-nucleotide messenger RNA. RefSeq names its product nephronectin a (gene npnta). The transcript has 14 exons. The record is from RefSeq and is a predicted model, not a curated record. Bases 304 to 2196 code for a protein of 630 amino acids. Gene Ontology annotation, cellular component: membrane. Gene Ontology annotation, molecular function: calcium ion binding. NCBI's taxonomy places the organism in Eukaryota, Metazoa, Chordata, Actinopteri, Labriformes, Labridae.
GAGAGAGAGAGAGGGAGAGAGAGGGAGCUGUGCGCUCUCUUCCCAGCAGAGUGCGUCCCGAUCCUCUCACACCCAAACAGAGCCACACAUACACACACACACAUCGGGGUCACUCUUGUUCCAGGCAGCGGACUGUUUUCAGUGAAUAUCGCACAUGAGCUGGGGGAAGGACGCCGGCAAACCUGACCUACCUGUGCACUUUCAGCGCGCGUCAAAGAAACUCCGCUGAUUGUUUCCUCCGCGGUGCUUUUGGAUUACGGAGGAUAAAUAACAAAGCAGCGAGGGCGCGUAACUCCGCGAAUCAUGGAUUUAUGGAUAAAGUUGAUGUUGCUGUGCAGCUGCUGUUUUGGAGCAAGUGCAGACUUUGAUGGCAGGUGGCCUCGACAGAUGGCUUCGUCCAAUGGCCUGUGUCGUUACGGAGCCCGGGUGGACUGCUGCUGGGGAUGGACGCGUCGCUCUUGGGGUCACUGCCAGCCUCUCUUCGCCUUAACUCACAGAGUAGCCGGGAUAAGGUGCCAGCCCCAAGCUGUGUGUCAGCCCGGCUGCAAGCACGGAGACUGUGUGGGACCCAACAAGUGCAAGUGUCACCCAGGCUUCACCGGCAAGACCUGCAACCAAGAAGAAGAGCUGGACUAUUUAACCCCACCAGUGUGGGCCGAUCACCUUCCCCUCUUUCUCCCCGUGGACCACCAGCCAGCCAGAGUAGUGAUGGAGGACCUGAAUGAGUGCGGCCUGAAGCCUCGGCCUUGUAAACACAGGUGCAUGAACACAUACGGGAGUUACAAGUGCUACUGCCUCAACGGCUACAUGCUGAUGCCUGACGGGACCUGUGGAAAUGCUCGCACUUGUGCCAUGGCUAACUGCCAGUAUGGAUGCGAGGUGCUAAAAGGAGAGGUCCGGUGUCAGUGUCCGUCGCCGGGACUGCAGCUGGCUCCGGAUGGAAGAACCUGCGUGGAUGUAGAUGAGUGUGCAGCAGGAAUAGCCGUGUGUCCCAGGUUUAGAAAAUGCAUCAACACCUUCGGGAGCUACAUCUGCAAGUGCCAUGAAGGCUUCGACUUGCAAUACAUCAACGGGAAAUAUCAGUGCAUAGAUGUGGAUGAAUGCUCCUUAGGUCAGAGCCACUGCAGCAGCUUCGCCACCUGCUACAACACGCCGGGCUCGUACAAGUGCAAAUGCAAAGACGGCUACAGGGGGAUGGGCCACGACUGCAAACCCAUUCCUAAGGUGGUUAUUGACCCGCCGAGACCAGGCAAACUGCCUCCGAAUCAUCACAACCAAAUCCCUGACAUGGAUCAGAGGAGGACCACCACCCUCCGUCCGCCGGUCACACAAAGAAGAGUCUUCCCGGUUAUUCCCAAAACAACACCCACCACAACGACGACAACCACAACAACGAAACCAAAGACCAAAGCUCCUCUUCCUCCAAAGAGGAUAACUCCAGCGCCACGCAAGCCAGCUGUUCCCACCAAAAAGCCCCUGAUCCCGACCAGGAAGCCUCCAGUACCCACACCUAAGCCCUUCAACCCACCGAAGCCAGUGCCUCCAACCAGACGCCCCCAACCACCACCGCCACCAGUCACACCUGUGGACAAUAGCAUUCAGAAGGAGGUCACCAGACAGAGAGGAGAUGUCCACAUCCCCAGGAACCACGGCCAGAACACCGUCCUCGGCAUCGACUUUGACAUUGAGCUCGGCAACACGGCGGAUGAAGCCAAGGACGACCCAGAGUCUGGCUUCCUGAGCUGCUCCUUUGAUGACGGUCUCUGCGGUUGGAUUAGGGACAAAGAUGGAGACCUGCACUGGGAGACGACGCCUGAUCCGUCAGGUGGACGUUACCUCACCAUCCCUGAGGUGGGCAACAAAAGGACUGGGCGAGGGGCCCGGCUGGUCCUCCCACUCACCCCACCCUGGAAUGACGGCAAUCUGUGCCUGUCGUUCCGGCACAAGCUAGCAGGGCACCAUGUGGGCAUGCUGCAAGUGUUUGUGAAGAAGGGGAAACAGUACAGCCCUGCAGUGUGGGGCCGGACAGGCGGGAACGGCUGGAGGCACACACAGAUCACGUUAUGGGGCACAGGCCUGGAAAGUGUGAUCCUGAAGGGGGAGCGCGGGCGGGGCCGGAUCGGGGAGAUGGCCGUGGACGACAUCACUCUGAGGAAAGGCUCCUGUACAGAGGAGCACAAUCUGAGGAGACUCUGACUGACAGUACAGUGACAGGCAGAAACAGAAAAAAAAAACCUGAGGGAGAAUCAUCUCAAAGAGAAGUGACUCUGUUGUGACAACCCCUCACUCUGCCUCCACCCACCCACCCUUCCUCUGCAGCUCAUCCCCUCUGUCGUGUGAACAAUAUCCCAAAAACUAUCUUUCUGCAGAACAGUGGGUUUCUCCCUCCACAACGACCAUGAUUUAAAAAAAAAAAACAAAAAAAACUGAAUCGAAUCUCAUGGUUGGGUCCCAGCAGCACAGCCCAGUCUUCUCCGCCUCCUGUUCACUCCAUCACCUUGUUACUCUGAAACCUGCAUGCAGCUACUUACAAUGGAAAUGUCCUCCACCUUACAUAGCCUGGCAGCCCUCCAGCCACACCGCUGAGAGACUCCGUCACUUCAUUUCCUCCUGCAGAGAGGAUCGUUCUCUCAUGUACGGUCUGAUUUGCUCUGCUUUUUUAAAAUAUUUUAUCAUAAGCCAUUUUUUAUUGCUGGAGUGCAUUUUGUGAGUAUUUAAUCAGCAAACAUCAGUGAUGGUGUUCAUUCUUUAAAGUUUUGAAGAUUUUUUUAAAGAAUAUAAAUUAGGCAAACUGUGUUUGACUUAAUCAGUAAUUCUUUCACUCCAAAUCAGACUGCUUCAACACAUAAAAUUAUCAGUUUUUCCUGCUUUUGUAGGUCUGUUUUUUUGCAAUUUUGACUCCCUCCCCUGAUCUUUUAUUGAAAAGCUGUUUAAACUCUCAUGGUCAUGUUUUCACAUACUUGAAAGAUGUCGAACAAAUUCAUUUUCAACACUUUAAUCCAACAGUUACUUUCUAUUAUACAAUAUGUGCUUUGUUAUAUUAAGUGCAGUUUGUUACAAGAUAUGAUGACUUUUAAGGCUUUUAAAAACUGUAUUAUUGUAAAUGUAGUUGUGUGUACAUACUCUAAAGAUCUACAAUCCCAUAUGUUGUGUGCUUUUUAUGUUCUGUAAUUUCAUACAUAAUUAUUAAUUGGAUUUCAAAAUGAUUGAUUUGAAUUAAAGAACAUGUAUACAGAUGAAAACCUUCAGUUUAAAGUGCACAAUAAUAUAUGUUUGUGUGUUAUGGUAUAAUGCUACGUCUGUAACGUGCAGAGCACAUUCUGUAUGCUGUGAUAAUGAAGGCAUCAGCUGGAGUAUUAAGGUUUUCUGUAUGCAUGGGUGCAUUCACCAAAUUCAGAUUUAUUCAGACCAGUAUGUAAAUAAAAAAA